CAGAAGACUGAGAGAGAAACUACAGACAAGAGAGGUGCUCACUGCAGUCUUCAUGGGGAGAAACUUUUAUUAUUCUGCAAACAUGACAAAGAGCCUCUCUGUCUCGUCUGUCAGACUUCAAAAAAACACAAAGACCACCCGGUCUGUCCAGUGGAAGAGGCUGUACUGGACCUGAAGGAGGAAAUCAAGCCUGCACUUAAUCUUAUUCAAGAAAAACUAAAGAGGUUUACUGAGACUGAACAAGAAUGUGAGAAAACAGCAAAACACAUCAGGAGUCAAGCCCAGCACACAGAGAGGCAGAUAAAGGUAGAGUUUGAGAAGCUCCACCAGUUCCUACGAGAGGAAGAGGAGGCCAGACUAGCUGCACUGAGACAGGAAGACGAGCAGAAGAGUCGGAUCAUGAAUGAGAAGAGAGAAAACAUCACAAGACACAUCUCCACUCUUACAGACAAAAUCACAGCUAUAGAGAAGGUCAUGGAUGCUGAAGACACCUCCUUUUUAAAGAGCUACAAGAGCAUUAGAGAAAGAGCCCAGUGCACACUGCAGAAUCCAGAGCUGCUCUCAGGGGCACUGAUAGAUGUGGCCAAACACCUGGGCAAUCUGAAGUUCAGAGUCUGGGAGAAGAUGCUGGGGGUGGUGCAGUACACUCCCGUGGUGCUGGACCCCAACACUGCAGCCCCCUGGCUCUCUCUCGCUGAUGAUCUAACCACUGUGAGAUACACAGAUACAAAGCAGGAAUAUCCUGACAGCCCAGAGAGAUUUAGCUGGUGUGUGAAUGUGCUGGGAUCUGAGGGGUUUACCUCAGGGAAACACAGCUGGGAGGUGAAGGUUGUGAAUAAACCUAAGUGGGAUAUAGGAGUGGUGAAUGAGUCCAUUAGUAGGAAGGGACAUAUAACAUACAGCCCAGGGACAGGAUUCUGGGUCAUAAUGCUGAGGAAUGGUUGUAAGUACUAUGCAGGUGGUGUUACUCACCUCACACUGAAGAGGAAGCCCCAGAGCAUCAGAGUGCAGCUGGACUAUGACAUGGGGGAGGUGUCCUUCUUUGACUCCAGUGACAUGUCAGUCAUUUACACUUUUAAAGACACGUUUACUGAGAGAGUGUUCCCAUUCUUCUCUCCCUGUACGAAUAAAGAUACAAAUGAAGGACCCCUGCAGAUAAGCCCAGUGAAGGUUUCUGUAACAAUUAUGUCAUCCCAUUGAAAGUGUUUUUAAAAGAAGAACAAACUACAUGUACUGGAAGAGUAUUAUAGAGGAAAUCCAUAUUCCUCUAUAACUAUUACAUUCCUCUAUAAUGAUUCUAGUUUCUUUUUCAUUUUAAUUUUCUUUUCAUCAUUGAUAAUUUAGUUGAGAUUUAUCAUUUUUUGAUAAUGUACAUAUACAGGCAGUAUCUUCUGGGUUUUGUUUUGAUCCAAAUCAUUAGACAAAAUGAUUUCAUAUAAUUUUUGCUCAUAAAGUAGAUGUGCACCUGUAGUGUAGUCAAAUACCUUUAUAUUUGAUUAAAGUCAUUCCUGUCUAGCUGGGUUUAUUAGGUAGUGCAGGAGCUUGAAAUGUGUGAGUAUAGUGAGAGUCCGUUAGUUUGAUUCCAUUUGUCCUCCUGUGUUCUUUUCAGAUUUUACUUUGCAAUUCACCCUGUCAGUACAAUGCUGUAGGAUUUACUGUACAUCUGGGCCUUAAGUAGCCUUACCUUCAAACUUCAAUCAUGAUUAAAUAAUUGGCAAAUAAUCACAAAGGUUUCUGUAAUUGUGCCUUUCAUUGUAUUCUCUUUCAAUAUAAUCAUGUCAGAGAAUGUAAAUGAAAAAAGGAUUCCACCAAGAGUCAUUUUAAACAAUAGUGUAUAUUUUUAAUUAAAUCCCUUUACUCAUUGGGUUGCACACUAGCCUAUAGCUAUAGCAACAUGCAAUAAGGUCCAAAUAAACUUCAGUGAUUUUCUGUAGCUUCAAACGGUCAUAACUGCACAGUUCAAAUGAACUUAUUUUUUAACAUGUCUGGUGACAGUUAUUUAAUUUUUGUUUAGUUAUUUCACACACUUAACACAAAAGAAUCAAUAAAAAAUCAGUGACUGUGAUUUUACACAAUGACUGCAUUUACAUAAGGCAAUAACAAUAAAGAAUGAUUUCAAGUACAA
Molecule: messenger RNA, 2125 nt
Organism: Anguilla rostrata (American eel)
Lineage: Eukaryota; Metazoa; Chordata; Actinopteri; Anguilliformes; Anguillidae
Product: zinc-binding protein A33-like
Exons: 6
Biological process (GO): protein ubiquitination
Cellular component (GO): cytoplasm
Molecular function (GO): zinc ion binding; protein binding; ubiquitin protein ligase activity
Source: RefSeq, a predicted model, not a curated record